AUGGAGUAUGAAGAUUUGAUGACAAGAAACAAAAAAAAACGACCGGGGAAGAAGAGGAACAACUACGUUGGAUUGGAGCACAGGGCUAGACUAGAGAAAAUGGCUACAAGCGGCAAAAUGAAGGCAAGUGACUCAAUUGUGUCCUGCAUAAAUCUCUCUCCAUACAAUGGAGUUGACUGUCCGGAUGUCAAGGGAGUGAUCGGAGUGCAUGCAGACUUUGGCGUCACACUGUCUCCGGUGAAGAACUGUUGGUCUGGAUUGAAGUUCGCACCGAAGAAAAUCGAGGUAUCUUGCCCCGGUGUCUUGAAUGGCGUUGGCAAAUUUGGUGACGCAGGAAUCUCGUUGUAG
This is a messenger RNA of Caenorhabditis remanei, 348 nucleotides long. RefSeq lists its product as uncharacterized. Bases 1 to 348 code for a protein of 115 amino acids. The record is from RefSeq and is a predicted model, not a curated record. The transcript is spliced from 2 exons. NCBI's taxonomy places the organism in Eukaryota, Metazoa, Nematoda, Chromadorea, Rhabditida, Rhabditidae.